UUUUGAGUGGUGAUGAAUAUUUUGUUUUUUAUAUUAUUAUUAUUCUUUUAGAUUUUCUAAUGGCUUCGCUAUGGCUCUCUUCUAUGCUGAUGAAACCAAACAUAAACGUGGGAUGGGUGGUGAUGCUUCCUCCAACAACGCUAAAAUCUUCGAAGUUGUGUUGUGUUAAGAACCCCGACAGCGAGGAAUCUUCUGAAGUUAUUAAUUCGAUUGAAGCUAAAAAAACUGUUCCUGUUGAUCGUAUAAAGCUCGCGUUUGAAAAAGCUAAAGCUUAUAAAAAAUCGAUUAAAUCUAACUCUAGUUUGGGAAUUGAGGAAAGUGGUGGUGAGGGAGACAAUUCGGUUAAAGUGAAUCCAAAUGUUGUUGAUGGAGGGAAAAAGGAUAUGCCGGAUAGAUUGAAGAUUGCUAUGGAGAAGGCUAGAAAGUAUAAGCAGAAUAAAGAAGUUGUUGUUAGUGAAACUGAUCAAGGAUUACAGGGAGGGAGUGUGAGGACAUGGGAUGAAAAUAUGAAUGACAAAAGUGUUGGUAAGAAAGUAGAACUGUCUGUUUCAAAGAUGGAUUUUGUGGGGCUUGGUUUUGCGGAUAAGCCGAAGACAAGGGGACUUCCGGCUGGUCUGGUUCCUUUUUCAGACCCCUACUUAGAUGGUGACUUACCUGAGGUGGAGUUUAUCGUCGGAGACUCAACCAAGUUCGAUACAAAAACAAAAGCUCCGCAACGUGAACAGACAUCGCAGCCUGAACAGACAUCGGAAGAUGAGUCAGAUCUGUACAAGCCAAAAGUUUCUACAUGGGGUGUAUUUCCCAGACCUAACAAUAUUUCAAAAACAUUUGGAGGUGGAAGAGUUAUACUUCCUGGAGAAGUUUUAGAGACUGCUGAAGAAAAAGCUACAAAAGAAGAGCGCACAAAGCAAGUGCUUGCUUCUUACAAGAAGAAAUAUGGAUUAAAUAUUGAUCCAAAGUUAAAAGCCGAGUGCCAGGAGGAAUUGAACAAAGGGGACUUGUUAAUGGAUGCGGGAAAACUGAAGGAUGCAUUACCCUACUAUGAGAAGGUUAUUGAUAAACUACCCUUCCAGAGUGAGCUCCACGGAUUAGCAGCCUUACAGUGGUCGAUUUGUCUAGACUCCCUCAGUAGGCACAGUGAAGCUCGAAGUAUGUAUGAAAAGCUUCAAUCUCACCCAAAUGUUCAAGUAAGCAAGAAAGCAAGACAUUUCACGUUCAGUUUUCAGGCUAUGGAAAUGAUGAAGGUGAGGACAGGUUCUUCAAGUUAUUCGAAGAACACAUUCUAUGAGAGUUAUUUCGAUGCCUUUAUUGAAAAGAAAAUAGACUACACCGUUAAAGUUAAAGAUGAAGUGGUUAAAGAAAGUUCAAUGAAUCAGGUUAUUCUGUAUUUUCUUUUUCUAACUUCUCCUAUUUUUGUUGUACUACUUCUUGCAGUUCAGAAAAGAAUAUAAAUUUCUUUAUUUUGUUUGUAUAUAAGUCCUUGAAACACAAGAUAUAGAGUGUAUCCAGUUUGGACAGUUUAAUAGAUAUGUAUAGGUAUUUUUUUUUUUAUAUGACAUAAAAUUGGAUGGAAGAUAGAAGAAUACCGCAGAUACCAUUUCAACCUCUGGCCUGGAAACAGAAAUUGUUGGGAAACAGAAUUUUUUUUGUUAGAUGGAUCCAUGCAGAUUUGAAAGAGGUUAUUUGAAUUUGUGGAAUAGUUUAAGCAUUUGUAAAAGUGUGUGAAGUAUAGAAAUUUUAUGAAGUGUAUCAAUUGUGUAAUACCGGAAUGAAAUAUGACUCGACGACUCUGUUAAUCAAUGUUAA
This is a messenger RNA of Vicia villosa (hairy vetch), 1806 nucleotides long. RefSeq lists its product as uncharacterized. Gene Ontology annotation, molecular function: protein binding. Bases 60 to 1451 code for a protein of 463 amino acids. The record is from RefSeq and is a predicted model, not a curated record. The transcript is spliced from 7 exons. NCBI's taxonomy places the organism in Eukaryota, Viridiplantae, Streptophyta, Magnoliopsida, Fabales, Fabaceae.